UUGGAAUCGCUGAAACCCAUCAUCAAACUCGUGCCUACCGUCUGAUUACUCAACAAACGUCACGAAAGUCGUUCAAUUCGCAUAAUGUUGCGUGCUGCGAUGUUGUAAAUUACAGUCUCUGCGUUGCGAGUUCCCAGGUGUUAGUCUGGUGAGCUUAGAACUUGACAAGUUGCAGAAAGAGAGAAUGGAACUUUCAGAGUUCAAUCCACCACCAAUUCAAACAGAGUGUGAAAGUUCUAAAGAACUGGAUUAUACUGUUCGAUCGCCACUUGUCGCCGGUUUAAGAUGCGAACAGUAUGUAUAUGUUGGCGUGGCUUACCCAUAUAGACCCAAUAACAGAUGUUAUGUUAUGGGUUCGACACACACACAGCAGCUAAGAACCUUCCAAGGUACAUGAGACAAGGUCUCAAGCACAUCAAUCAGCAGAUGAAGAGAAGGUAAUGACAAGGAAGCAGAAGGCAGAGAGCAGGUCCAAAGAAGCAGAGAAUUCUCCAAAGAAGGCUAAGCAGGAGAAUGAAAACGAGCAUCCGAAUGGGAAGUCUGCAGAUGACAUUGAAAAAGAGUUUCAAGAAUUUUGUAAAGUUGUUAGGGAGAACCUGUCAGUUGAGCAAAUGAGAGCAAUUCUUGAAGCUAAUGACCAAGAAUCAUCUGGGAAUGAAGAUGAAAUUGCCUUCAAAUGCCAAGAUUUGCUGUUUUAUGGGCCACUGGAGAAAUGCCCAGUUUGUGGCAGCAAGUUGCAAUUUGAUGGUAAGCGAUAUUCUUGCAAAGGGUCAUACAGUGAGUGGUCUACUUGCACAUUCAGUACUAGAACACCACCAAGAAAAGAGGAGCCUAUAAAGCUUCCAGAUUCUGUCCUAAAUUCUCCAGUUUCAGAUUUGGUAAAGAAAUAUCAGGACCCAAGUCGCCGGCCUGCUGGGGAAUCAGCAACCCCAGCAAAACCUUUUACUGGAAUGGUGAUCUCAUUGUCAGGUCGUCUUUCUCGAACACAUCAAUACUGGAGAACACAAAUUGAGAAACAUGGAGGGAAGUUUUCCAGUUCAGUUAAUGGAGUGACUUGUCUUGUUACAUCACCAGCUGAGAGAGACCGGGGUGGCUCUAUCAAACUUGCAGAAGCUCUGGAGAGGGACAUACCAGUGGGGAGUGAAGCUUGGUUGUAUGACAGCAUUGAGAAACAGGAGGCUCAGCCUCUUGAAGCUUAUGAAGUUCUUGCUGACCUUAUAGUCAGCGGCCAGGGAAUUCCAUGGGAUAAGAUGGAUCCUAGCGAGGAGGCUAUUGAAUCCCUCUCAGCAGAGCUCAAGCUAUUUGGUAAGCAAGGAGUCCACAAGGAUACCAAAUUGCAGGAGCAAGGUGGGCAGAUAUUCGAGAAAGAUGGGAUAUUGUACAACUGUGCCUUCACUGUUUGUGAUAGAGGGCGAGGACUAAAUGACUUUUGUAUCAUUCAACUGAUUACAGUACCAGAUAAUCACUUGCACCUGUAUUAUAAGAAAGGAAGAAUAGGAGAUGAUCCAAAGGCAGAGGAGAGGCUUGAAGAGUGGGAGAACACAAACAAUGCUAUACAGGAAUUUGUGAGGCUUUUUGAGGAAAUGACUGGUAAUGAGUUUGAACCAUGGGAAAGGGAAAAGAAGUUUCAAAAGAAGCCAUUAAAGUUUUAUCCCAUUGACAUGGAUGAUGGAGUUGAAGUGAGACAUGGGGGCCUUGGUCUCCGGCAACUAGGAGUUGUAGCUGCACACUGCAAACUUGAACCCAUGAUUACAAAAUUUAUUAAAGUUUUGUGCAGUCAAGAAAUUUACAAAUAUGCUCUGACUGAGAUGGGAUUGGACUCCCCAGACCUGCCAAUAGGAAUGCUUACCGAUGUCCACCUGAAUAGAUGUGAGGAGGCUCUCAUCAAGUUCGUUCUAAAAGGGAAGUCGAUGAAAGAGACGGGUCAGAGAGCUGAGGCUAUUUGGACAGAUUUUAGCAACAGAUGGUUCACUCUAGUGCCCUCCACCAGGCCUUUUGUUUUGAGGGACUACCAAGAUCUUGGAGAUUAUGCUUCAGCUGCAUUGGAGACGGUUCGAGACAUAACUGUGGCUUCACAUCUUAUAGGAGACAUGAGUGGGUCUACCCUUGAUGAUCCUUUAUCUGAUCGUUACAAAAAAUUGGGCUGCUCAAUCUCAGUGCUGGAAAAGAACUCUGAUGACUAUAGUAUGAUCCUUGAUUACCUUGAGAAGACUUAUGAACCUGUUAAAGUUGGAGACAUUGAAUAUGGGAUAUCUGUUGAUUAUAUCUACGCGGUCGAACCAAGUGCAUGUCCUUCACUGGAUGAAAUUAGGAAGUUGCCUAACAAGGUUCUCUUGUGGUGUGGUACUCGCAGCUCUAACCUGUUGAGGCACUUGCAUAAAGGAUUCUUGCCAGCUAUCUGUUCUCUUCCAGUUCCAGGUUACAUGUUUGGCAGGGCAAUUGUUUGUUCUGAUGCUGCUGCUGAGGCUGCCAGAUAUGGUUUUACAGCUGUAGAUAGACCAGAAGGUUUCUUGGUGUUGGCCGUUGUCUCUAUGGGUGAAGACAUUAUCGAGGUUGACAGCCCACCGGAGGACACACAGACAUUGGAGGAGAAAAAGAUUGGCGUGAAGGGAUGGGGACGAAAGAAAACCGAUGAAUCCGAACAUACUGUUUGGAGAGAUGACAUCAAGGUUCCUUGUGGCCGUUUGGUUCCAUCAGGUCACAAAGACAGCCCUCUUGAAUACAAUGAGUACGCUACCUACGACCCAAAAAAGGCGAGCAUAAGGUUCUUGGUGGGAGUCAAAUAUGAAGAGAAGGGGGUGGUGAUGGACACUGUGGAAUGAAAAUAGCAAAGAAAAGGUCUUGUAGGUUACUACUUUUUGUCCCUCCCUCCGUAUGUUUUGUCCCAAGGCGGCAAGGCCUGUUUCUGAGGAGAUGAUGUGGGGGGUGUAGAAGUUAGUGUAAGCUUUUGUAAAUGGGAUGGUGAGUCUUUUUGUUUGAAGAGCUGGUGGAUAGAUGCUUGCCGGAUCUUGUAAACUUGUGUGAUGUGAUGGUAUCGAUGCCUUUUGUUCUU
Molecule: messenger RNA, 3052 nt
Organism: Tripterygium wilfordii
Lineage: Eukaryota; Viridiplantae; Streptophyta; Magnoliopsida; Celastrales; Celastraceae
Product: protein ADP-ribosyltransferase PARP3
Exons: 18
Coding region: 441-2822 (793 amino acids)
Molecular function (GO): NAD+ poly-ADP-ribosyltransferase activity; zinc ion binding
Source: RefSeq, a predicted model, not a curated record